This is a messenger RNA of Sebastes umbrosus (honeycomb rockfish), 1686 nucleotides long. It is a transcript of the gene ube2f, whose product is annotated as ubiquitin-conjugating enzyme E2F (putative). The transcript is spliced from 10 exons. The coding region runs from base 296 to 850 and encodes 184 amino acids. The record is from RefSeq and is a predicted model, not a curated record. Lineage: Eukaryota; Metazoa; Chordata; Actinopteri; Perciformes; Sebastidae.
ACAAACGGCAUUCCCUGCCGCUUCCGUUACCCAUGACACCGGAGCGAAGUUGUGACAGCUGAUUCUUCAAUCACUUCAUAUCCACUCUGAGUCCCCAAAUAAUCACCUCUCAAGUGAUCUACAGUCCGCGGUGCCUCCUCUUUUAACCUCCGGCUGAGUCGCAGACUGUGGUUGACCAGAGGAGGACUGAUAAUGGUGUAGCACGGAGCGCGAGCUCUGAGACAGCAGGCUUUUGAGCAGCAGCGAAGCGCAGUGCGGCGUGGGGCAGACCGAGGCAGAUCACAGCAGCGUAGCCAUGCUUACGUUGGCCAGUAAGCUGAAGAGGGACGACGGAGGAAAGACGGGCCGUGCUUCCGGAGCCUCCGACUCCACCCACAGGGUCUCCAUCAGAGACCGCCUCCUUACCAAAGAAGUUGCAGAACUUGAAGCCAAUCUCCCUAGUACAUGCAAAGCCAGUUUCCCAGAUGAGGACAAGCUGCAUCAUUUUCAGCUGGCAGUGUCUCCUGAUGAAGGUUACUACCAAAGUGGAAGGUUUCAGUUUGAAAUAGACGUCCCCGAAGCCUAUAACAUGGUGCCUCCUAAAGUGAGAUGUCAGACCAGAAUAUGGCAUCCUAACAUCACAGAGAAUGGAGAGAUCUGUUUGAGUUUAUUGCGGGAACACUCAAUUGAUGGCACAGGCUGGGCCCCCACUAGAACAUUAAAGGACGUUGUCUGGGGAUUGAACUCCUUGUUUACUGAUCUGUUGAACUUCGAUGACCCUUUGAAUAUCGACGCAGCAGAACAUCAUCUGAGAGACAAGGAGGACUUUCGGAAUAAGGUUCAAGAUUACAUCAAGCACUACGCCAGAUGAUAGAAGCAUCGGCUACCUACAUCAGCCUGCAUCAACCAACCAACCAAACUGCUCUACCUUGCCUCUGCUAAUCUUGGCCAACCCCCCCCACGUGUGUGAAUCAACAGCUGACUCUUUGACUCCGCUCUUCUCGACACCACAGCUCCGCCCGUGUUGCCCCGCUGGUUAUCCGAUUGCAAUAAACUCCACAUCGCAGGAACAAAAUAAUAAUAAUAAAAAAAAAAUACGAUGCGUUUGAGUGAAGACUCGCAUACAAAAGAAAAAUAUGCUUUAAUAUUAUUCUAAUCGAUUGAGUUUUAACGACAACCACGAUGUCUGUUCAUUGUGGCGAGAUCACUGAAUGGCGCCGCCUCCCCUGAGGUGUCCCUGAGAACUGCUGGAAAUGAGCCGUUGCAACAACCGGCAAAGGGAUGUGAUGAUUCACCGGCGCGAAAAAAAAAAAAUUAAUGGAAGUCACGUUCAGCUGUUUAAAAAAAAAUGACGAAUCAAGAGAAAGAAUAUCUGUCGCUAUCAGUCUUCUCUGUUCCAGUGCCUGCUAUGUUUGUCGCUAAAGAGAAAAUGCAUGUGAGUUCACAAACAUAUAAAACACAGUGUCACAUCCUGUAGUAAAAAGUAAACACACAGGUUUCUAUGUCUAUUAUUCACACACACACACACACACACACACACACACACACACACACACUCGAGUUGGAAAGCCACCAGCCCCACCAGACAGCAUGUGAAUGACCACGUUGUCCCGUUUUGUUGUCCUUGCAUGUGAACACUCACAUACGGACUUUCUGUUUUGGGUUUUUCAGCUCCGGUGGGAUAAAGUACGACUACUAAAAACCACA